CUGCGUAGGAGUGUGUGUUUUUUACAGCCCUGUUGAAGACCUUUGCUUUGCAGUUGAAGAUCUGUCGAUUUGCUCGGCGUGAAAAUGGCUUCGGAUGAUGAUGAUAUUUCCCGUGGUUGUUGCGACUAUGUACUGACAAUUUUUUCAGUCCUCAUUUUUAUUUGUACUUUGCCUUUCUCCCUGUGCUUUUGUUUGAAGAUAGUACAAGAAUAUGAAAGAGCAGUUAUAUUCCGUCUUGGUCGAUUGUUGUCUGGAGGAGCUAAAGGACCAGGGUUGUUUUUCAUUUUGCCCUGCAUUGACUCCUAUCAGAAAGUGGAUUUGAGGACAGUGUCAUUUGAUGUUCCACCACAGGAGAUUCUGACCAAAGACAGCGUGACUGUGGCAGUAGAUGCUGUUGUUUACUUCAGAAUCAGUGACCCCACUAUGUCAGUCACCAAUGUGGAAAAGGUUGAUCAGUCAACUCGCCUGCUAGCUCAGACAACAUUGCGAAACUUUCUGGGCACCAAAAACCUGAGUGAAAUUUUAGCAGACCGUGAAGAAAUCAGCCAUGCCAUGCAGUCCUCGCUGGAUACUGCUACUGAUCCUUGGGGGGUGAAAGUGGAACGUGUGGAAGUGAAGGAUGUGCGUCUCCCACAACAGCUCCAGAGAGCCAUGGCAGCUGAGGCUGAAGCCACCCGUGAUGCACGUGCUAAGGUCAUUGCUGCUGAGGGUGAGAUGAAUGCCUCUCGUGCUCUGAAGGAAGCUGCUGACAUCAUUUCUGAGUCUCCUUCUGCUCUUCAGCUGCGAUACCUCCAAACGCUGACAUCCAUCUCAGCUGAGAAAAAUUCCACUAUCAUCUUCCCUCUUCCUGUUGAUUUCCUUAGUAGAUUUUUGCCAAACAAGUGACUAGACGGCCAAAAGGGGACAAACAAGGAACGCUAUACUGAGUCACCAAUGACAGAAGUUAGUGUUCUUUAAAAUGAAGCUGCUUCUAAUGACACUUGCAUGUAUAACUUAGCUUGUACAGUAAUUUUUUGUUCAGAGUUUUAAGAUUGUCGCCCAGUUGUUUGACAACUAUUUAAGUUGAUUAACCCUAUUUAGCCUGGGCUUCUUGUUUUGUUCAUGCACUUAGUCCAAGGGAGGUGGGGGCACAAACCCAUGCAUCCUCAAAAGAAUUCUCUCAAUGGUAGUGAAACUUGUAAGGUUUUUUAAAAAUUCAUGCCUGUUACUGAAGUGAUAAUCACAUGCUGUUUAUAACACCACAGAAUGCCAAAAUUAUGUCACACUUUUUCAAAUGUCCACCAUCUUGGAUUUCAAAUCUUUUUGAAAUUAGUCAAGAACAGCUCCCAAAUGGGUUCAAAAAAUCUGGCAAAUAUCAGGAUAAAAGAACUGCAGAGAAUUUGUUAUUUGUCGUCAUAAUAUCAAAAUUUUGACAAAAGCAAACUUUUAAGCACAUGGAAAAUAUUUCAUUUUGGUGAAACACUCUCUUAAACCAUGGAUGCUAGUACCUUGGAAACAUCAAGUUAGGUGACCAAAAGCCAAGGCAGACACUUUGUACACACCCUCCCCCUCCUCCCCCCUCAGGCUAAAUAUGGUGAAGUAUUUUAUUACUGGUACUGGUACUGGUAAUGUUUUGUGGCAGUGUCAUUCCUAAUCCUCUUUAAAGUGAGCCAUAUGUUGAACAAUGUUUGUAACAUGUCAGCAAUCAUGUGGAAACCUUUUAACUAGGUGAUGUGCUUCUGUCUAAUGUGCUAGAGGAAACUUUGUACAUGUACUUGAUUGCAAGUUGGUCAUGUUGAUGUUUCAUCUAAAGUUACCCUAAUUAUGGCCCCAACGAUUCCAAUUCCACCAUCCUUGGUUCACAGAGGAAUUUGCAUGUGGGUUUGCGGGUGGAGCUCAAGUGCACAACUCCAAUGAGGUUUAUCAACUCAGUUUUUGUAGUUUUUUGUAUCAAAGGCAAACAGGAAUUUAAAAAUAAUGCAAGAUGUAUGUAUUUUAAAAACUGAAAGAUAAAUUGCCUUUGAUGUUGAUGCUGCACCCUUGGGCUGACCUGUUAUUGGGACAGGAAAGUUGUCAAAUACCCAGAGGGGGAGGGGCUGUGAAGGGGCUUGGAAUUCACAGAGCCAUUAGCAGAUCAGCAGCAAGUUCAUUAAAUGAAGGCAGAGGCUGUAGAUAGUUGGCACGACUGUAUGCUUAUGUAUAAAGAUGCCAGAUUUUACAAAGUCCUUGAGAAAGUAAGGAAAAUAAUAAUAUGGAUAUCAAUUUUGUCAAAACGAUGCAUUACCUUUUCUGCUUGAGCAUUAGUUAUUCAGGAUCAGGUUGUUAUUUAGCAUGGUACUAAGUGCAUUGAUAAGUGAUUGUAUGAAGUAGAUUUACUAUUUACAUAUGGCUCAUGAAGACAGACUGUAUGAAAAGUCCCACAUUUUGUCUGAAGUCCAGUCAUAUGUCUAGUAUCUGGAUGGAGUGACAUUAAUAUCCAAGAAGGAUAAUGAUGCAAGUAGUAGUCUGUAGCAGUCACUAGGACUAUGUGUAAUGUUAUAAUGAUCUUCAAUUUUACAAUACCUGAAAGUGUUUUCUUAAAAUAACUAUUUAAUAAUGAGCAUCUUAAAAUUAAUGUUGGUAUAACCACCCUUGUAACAGGGAACUUUUCGGAAACACAGUAGUACAGUUACGAAAGCUUUUGAUAUUUAACAUGUAGAACAUUAUACCAGUGUAUCACAUUAAAGUUGAGAAAAUUG
This is a messenger RNA of Orbicella faveolata, 2717 nucleotides long. Its product is annotated as mechanosensory protein 2-like. Gene Ontology annotation, cellular component: plasma membrane. The record is from RefSeq and is a predicted model, not a curated record. Lineage: Eukaryota; Metazoa; Cnidaria; Anthozoa; Scleractinia; Merulinidae.